Messenger RNA from Glycine soja, 1319 nucleotides. RefSeq names its product probable pectate lyase 4. The transcript has 5 exons. Gene Ontology annotation, molecular function: pectate lyase activity. The coding region runs from base 23 to 1027 and encodes 334 amino acids. Lineage: Eukaryota; Viridiplantae; Streptophyta; Magnoliopsida; Fabales; Fabaceae. The record is from RefSeq and is a predicted model, not a curated record.
UAGAAACAAUUUCUUAUGUAAAAUGGCGGGGAUGCAGAAGCUGCCAUACGGCGACGUUGAUUCCAGUUUGAGGGCCUUGGCCGGUCGCGCCGAGGGUUUCGGCCGCCUCGCCAUUGGUGGCCUCCACGGUCCUCUCUAUUUCGUCACCACUCUUUCAGAUGAUGGCCCUGGGUCCCUUCGCGAAGGUUGUCGUAGAAAGGAACCGUUGUGGAUUGUGUUUGAGGUUUCGGGUACGAUUCAUCUUUCAUCGUACCUCAGUGUGUCCUCAUAUAAGACAAUAGAUGGCCGAGGGCAGAGGGUCAAAUUGACUGGGAAGGGUUUGAGGCUCAAAGAAUGUGAACACAUAAUCAUAUGCAACCUUGAGUUUGAGGGUGGCAGGGGUCAUGAUGUAGACGGCAUUCAAAUCAAACCAAAUUCUAGGCAUAUAUGGAUUGAUCGAUGCACCCUUCGUGAUUACGAUGAUGGCCUCAUAGACAUUACAAGACAAAGCACCGAUAUCACUGUAUCUAGGUGUUGCUUUGGGCAGCAUGACAAGACCAUGCUCAUUGGAGCUGACCCGACUCACAUUGGUGAUAGAUGCAUCCGGGUGACCAUUCACCAUUGUUUCUUUGAUGGAACACGGCAAAGACAGCCUCGUGUGAGAUUUGGAAAAGUUCAUCUGUACAACAAUUACACCAGAAACUGGGGGAUAUAUGCUGUUUGUGCCAGUGUGGAAUCCCAGAUAUACUCUCAGUGUAAUGUAUAUGAAGCAGGAACUAAGAAAAAGACUUUUGAAUUUUAUACUGAGAAGGCGGUAGAUAAAGAGGAGCAGAAGUCUGGCUUCAUAAUAUCAGAAGGAGACAUGUUUCUGAAUGGUGCUGAGCCAAGCUUGCUUACAGAAAACAGAGAAGAGUCCAUGUUUCAUCCUAGCGAAUAUUACCCAACAUGGACUAUGGAAGCAGCUGGACAUUCUCUCAGAGAGGUCCUCCUGUUAUGUACAGGUUGGCAAUCCAUUUGUAGGCCAGUAGAUAAUAUGGUCCUUCAAUAAGGUUCAUUGCAUUGCAGGACUACACCUUCUGGUUUAUGUGGGAACCAUUGACAUUACAUCAAGCACAUUUAAGAUUGAAGGUUCACUUUGUCCGUUAUUUUAAUUCGAGUAGUACUAGCAUAUUUAUUGUAUUCUGUAAACAUAGUCAAUUUUGUGGUUCUGACACUUUUCCAUUUUGGUAUUUAUAUCUGUCCCCAAUCAUAAUUUCCAUUGUCAGAUUAUUCAAGUUUGAAAUAUUUAGCUAAUUUUUGAGGUCUGGCAAGCCUCUUUUAAUAAUUUUAUUUUAGCAGUA